This is a messenger RNA of Monoraphidium neglectum, 345 nucleotides long. RefSeq lists its product as hypothetical. Bases 1 to 345 code for a protein of 114 amino acids. NCBI's taxonomy places the organism in Eukaryota, Viridiplantae, Chlorophyta, Chlorophyceae, Sphaeropleales, Selenastraceae. Gene Ontology annotation, biological process: proteolysis. Gene Ontology annotation, molecular function: cysteine-type peptidase activity. The transcript is spliced from 4 exons. The record is from RefSeq and is a predicted model, not a curated record.
AUGGAGUGCCUUGCGGGCAACAGCUGUGGCGGUGCAUCCGGCUACGAGGCCGUGGACCGCGCGGUCUGCAAGGGCACUGCCUGGGAGCGCGACGUGCCCUACGCCGCUAAGGACACCAACAAAUGCUCCACCACUGUCUCGCGCCCCUCCAUCGGCAUCAAGGGCGAUGCCGUAUCUGUGCCGGUAAACAAGAAGACGGAGACCUGGAAGGUGUUCACAGCUAAAAACUCGUGGGGCACUGGCUGGGGCGAGAGCGGAUUCUUCAGGAUGCGCGGCGACUGUCCCUACCCUGGCGCGCUGGGCAUCUACAAGGACACCCUCAACAACGUUCCCCUGAGGGCGUGA